AUGGGAAGCUAUGGCCUGGACUAUGGUCGUCGAGGCGACGAGAGAAUGGAUGUCGAUCGCGCCCCUUACCCUCACCCUCACCCUCAAUCUGCACACCCGCCGCGUUAUCAGCGUCACCCUCCACAGGGGCACUUUCCAGCUGCUUCGCCCAUUGACGCCACCACUCCCGGUCCUCACCCUCCACCCCCUCAAGGGUGGACCUUUUCCGAAAUCCCCCUGAAGCGCAAAGGUAGAAAGCCCAAAGCCGCAAAGUCUGAUGAAGAUGAGGACACCACUGGAGCCAACGCUGCUAAAGAAAAGAAGACCAAGAUCCCCAAAGAGCCCAAACCACCAAAGGAGCCCAAGGAGAAGAAGAUUAAAGAGCCCAAGCCACCAAAGGAACCCAAGCAGAAGAAGCCCAAGAAGAAUGACAAUGGCGACGGCGGGGCCAAUUCGGGAGCCAAGCCUGAACGAUCGAUUCUCAGCUUUUUUGACAGGUCGAAAGCGGAAUCGAUUGCCAAGACUUCUGGCGAUACUAUAAGUGAGGACCAUCGGGGAGAAUCAUCAAUGACUGUGUCAUCGCCAUCGAAAUUGGGAUUCAAGCAAUCGUGUUUGUCGUUCGACGUGCUAGAUCCCUCCAAGGCAGGAAACUAUGUCAACAUGGCGGUUUCGGUGGAUGAUAGGCGUGUUGGAGGGUUUAUGAAGGAGCUUCCAAAGCUGACGGGACGCGCGCCGUACGAGGAUCUCAUGAGCGGAUUGCUUUUGAGGAGCUCCAAACUGCCUACUCUCAACAAAUUGGAUCUGCACCAUCCAGAGCUGGACAUGGACAUGCUGGCAGAUGUCAAGAUGGUUCACGAGUUCUUGAACACAUUUGGCACACCUCUGGGAUUGACUAAGGAUUCUGGCGAAUGGAUCAAAUUUGACCUUCUACUGUCUAUGAUCAGGAGCCCCAGGAUCGACAGCCGUCUUGUUGAUCUCAGCUGUAAGAUGGUCAUGGCAGCCUACGAGGAGGAUGAGUCACCCGAGAUCACCCAGUUCAACUUUCCCUACUUUCUCGCCGCUGGUCCAGAGGCGGUAGUGGCUCGCAAGGAACGAAAGGACAUCAAGAAGAACAAAUGGGCAUUGACGACAGCCUCCAAGAAAAGGAUCCCUCCUAUGAACCGUCUUGGUGCGAUCGAGUAUUCUGUCUACACCGUUGCCGACCGGAUCGAGGCCCUGGUUAAGGCCCUGCACGACAUCACAUCCUCUCCCCGUUUCCAUCGGUUUAUGAGGGAUGAAGUUGAGGAGAACAUCACCUCUUUGAAGCGACACAAGAGGAAACGCACCGAAGCCCGCAAGGAGAUCGAGACUCUGGCGCACGAUUUGGAGCGGGAAAUGAAGGCCAUUGAGCAUGAGGCGGCUGAGCUGGAGAAGCAACGACAGGAAAUCUUGAACUCAGAGCGUGAGGGUGGACCAGUCGAGGAAGAGAACGAAGGUGGGCGGACGUUGUCGCGACAGCAGCGUCUGGCUCAAGCCAAGGACGCACGCAACAAAGCCAACGACCUUCUCAAUCAGCAGAAGGCGCUUGCACAAGACCUCAAGGCCAAGGAGUCGCUUUGGGAGACCAAGAAGGAAGAACUCGAUAAUAUUGUGCUGGAUGACACGGAGAUACAAAAGGACCACAAUGUGCCUCUGACACAGUUGCGCGGAGGCAAUCCUGUCAACGGGGACGAGAACUUGCGCGUCGUUUGUCUUGGAAGCGAUCGAUGGGGUCGCAAGUACUGGUUCUGGAAGGAGUUUGGUGGCGUCAUCAUUGAGGACCGCGAGCAAGUUGGGCCCGAUUUGAGCAACGCCUCGACCUCAACAUCAACACCGACAGAAACAGCGACACCCGCGACAACCGCCUCAGAAGGACAAGAUGCAGGAGCGACCGCUGAUGAUGCGGAGACCAAACACGAUACCACCGUAGAAGAUACCUCGUUGCACGAUGUCACCCAGCUCAUGAAGACCAUGGCCGAGCCUGAUCUCGCCGGCGAAAAGUUCCGAUCCACCAAGGACGCCAUGUCGAUCGACAAUCUCUUGACUGGUAACCACACACCCGAGGUAACAAGCCCAUCCACCUUUGGCCAAACAAUCUCGGAAUCGCUCAAGGCUCUCCCUGAAAAGGACAUCCUUGACUAUGGACCUAUCCAGACCUGGAGCUUGAUCUCGACCAGCAAGGAGCUCGCAUCCCUGACUCGCGCCCUGAACGGAAAGGGUCUCCGCGAACGUGUCCUGAAGGCCUCUCUGAUGACGAUGCGCAAGCAGAUUGAGGCCAGCUUCGAUUUGAUCAAGACCUGGGCUGGACGAGAGUAUGCUGGCAAGAAGGAGCAAUUGGUUUCAAUCCUCGGCGCCGUCGGUCAACCGUUGAGUGAGCAGGACUUCCAGCUAUUGUUGAAGAAGCGCGGCAGGAAGAGUCGACAGGAGCUGGCCGACAUUGCAGCCACUCAACACGAACACGACCUCGCUACUGCUGGUGAUGAAGACAAGGUCAUGGAGGUGGAUGGAGGUGUCGGAUCGGCUGACGAGUCGUCCCACAUGGAUGUCGACAUGGCAGAGGAUCACUCGGACGAAGACGACCAUGAGACCACCGGGGACGAGCACAAGGAGCAGGAUGACAAGGAGGAAGCUGAAGAUGCCGCGAAGAAUGGGUUCCUGACUUUAGUCGCCUCCUCGGACUCUAGCCUUACAUCGACAGAAUACUUUGAGAAUGUUGUCCGGAUCGCGGAGGAGAAGGUCCGGGAACUGUCAGGCGCGAUCUGUGAUGGCGACAAGGAUGCCAUUUUGAAUGCUGUCCGGGAGUUCCAGUCGACCAUGGAUGGCGGUCAAGAUAACCAAGUUCUGGCCACUGUCAAGGUUCUGGAGGACUGCUUGGAGGCUAUGGACGAGCCCGAAUUUGCCGAGGAAGAUAUGCAGGGAGGUGAGGGUCAGGAGGAAGGUGAGAAGACCGAUUCUCCAGAGCUGAAGGAAGGCGCGAAGGAUGCAUCAAUGGAACAGGACGAACCCAAGGCGUCGCCUACAACUACGACAACGACUGCGGAAAAGGAAACGCCUCUGUUCUCGAUUAGUGUCCCGGUGAACGCAGGUCUAUUGAAUUGGCUCAAGAACCAUCACGUUGACACAAUGCUGAAGGACGUCAAGACCUUUGGAGCCCUCCAUGCGUGGGUCGAUGCCUGUACCCGCCUAGUCGCCAAUGUUGUCUAUGAUGCCGAUGAGAAUGAUGAAGACGAGGAAGAUCUGGACGGACGUCGGGAGAAGGACCACGAUGCGGACGAUGGUGAAGACCAUGACCAUGAGGAUGACGAUGAAGGCGAGGAGGAAGAGGAGGAGCAAGACCAUGACGACGACGAAGGAGAGGAUGCGGGUGAUGACAAGGGCGAAGACGAUGGUCGGCAGGACGAAGAGGACGAUGGCGAUAACCAUGAUCGCCGUAGCCGUCAACGCAAGCCGCGCCAGCAGGCUGCGUCGGCGGUUGUGGGAGGACGAACACUGCGAUCGCGGGGCAAGGUGUCGUACGCGUACACGGUUGUUGAGGAUGAAGAAGAGAAAGAAGAUGAGGAUGAGAAUGAAGAGGAGGAAGAGGAGGAAGAGGAGGAGGAAGAUGAAGAUGAGGCCCCGUUGCGACGGUCCAAGAGAAUCAGGCACUGA
Molecule: messenger RNA, 3645 nt
Organism: Linnemannia hyalina
Lineage: Eukaryota; Fungi; Mortierellomycota; Mortierellomycetes; Mortierellales; Mortierellaceae
Source: the annotation of a GenBank genome assembly